Prunus armeniaca (apricot) is the source of this 303-nucleotide messenger RNA. The record is from the annotation of a GenBank genome assembly. NCBI's taxonomy places the organism in Eukaryota, Viridiplantae, Streptophyta, Magnoliopsida, Rosales, Rosaceae.
AUGUAUCACAACCAUCACCUCGGUCCAUGUUUGCUUUGCAACCCUCACAGCUACAUAAGAAUGGUUCAACAUCUUAUAGAGAGAUGCUUGUUACUUCACAUGAGUCGUGACCAGUGCAUAAAGGCGCUAGCAGAGCAUGCAAGCAUUAGGCCAAUUGUCACACUUACAGUGUGGAGAGAGCUACAAAAGGAGAAUAGGCACUUCUUUCAAGCUUAUUUCCACUCUAUCUCUCUCAGGCCUUUAAUGGUUAUAUUCAAAGGGGGCCAAGAUUUGCAAGAAGGAAACACUACUGAAGUGAAUUGA